CAUUUACAACAUAGACAAGUACAAAGCUUAAAAAUGCCACUUUUUGGCUGGAUGAAAUGGCCCAAAAACUAUUCCUACAAACCCACACAAUACCCUGGCUCUGAAGUAGUGACAAAGACCCUGCUGAGGGAAUUGAAAUGGCACCUGAAAGAGCGUGAAAGAUUAGUGCAAGAAAUUGAAAAUGAACAAAGAGUCCAGAAAACCAGCGUGGAUUACAACUGGCUGAAGAACUAUCAAAAUCCUCAAGCUACAAUCCCAGCUACUGAACAAAGGCAGCUUGAAGCUCUUUGCUCCCAAAUUCAACCUUGUCAAACUGGAACUGUCCUCAGCAGAUUUCGUGAAGUUUUGGCAGAAAAUGAUGUCUUGCCAUGGGAAAUAGUCUACAUAUUCAAGCAAGUUCUAAAAGAUUUUCUAACUGCUACUGAGAGAGAAAACCAACAAGGGCAACUGGUAGAUGUAUGGAAUACAAAUUGUUCUGUACACAUUACCGCAUCUAGCAACAGCUCUAACAAAUCGGACAAAGAUGAAAUCCCAACAGUUUCAAGUUAUGUUGACAAAAACACACAAAGCAUGUUUCCUACUUUCUCCCAUAGAAUCUGGAACCUACCAUAUUAUUACCCAACAAGUUAAGUUUUUUCUUCAGACAGUUCUCAGUUCUCUUCCA
Alligator sinensis (Chinese alligator) is the source of this 664-nucleotide messenger RNA. It is a transcript of the gene RD3L, whose product is annotated as retinal degeneration 3-like. The transcript is spliced from 3 exons. Lineage: Eukaryota; Metazoa; Chordata; Crocodylia; Alligatoridae. Bases 34 to 630 code for a protein of 198 amino acids. The record is from RefSeq and is a predicted model, not a curated record.